Fusarium mangiferae is the source of this 939-nucleotide messenger RNA. RefSeq lists its product as uncharacterized. The coding region runs from base 1 to 939 and encodes 312 amino acids. NCBI's taxonomy places the organism in Eukaryota, Fungi, Ascomycota, Sordariomycetes, Hypocreales, Nectriaceae. The transcript is spliced from 2 exons. The record is from RefSeq and is a predicted model, not a curated record.
AUGAAUGGAUACUCGCUAAACGACUUGUCGGUUGUGCGUUCGCAUCUCUCGCAACUCGCAUCCCGUCCACUCCCCCCCUUCCCUGGCCCCGAACCAGACGCGAAACAAAGGCGGGAAUAUGUUGAACUCUUCCUCUCCCAAUGCUUUCCCAGAGAGAACAUCGAAGACACGAAACAGCUCCUGCGCAAGGAUGCCACAAUCAUCGCAGCCAACCUUCUCAUCAAGGGAGGAACAAGAGUAACCGCUGUCUCCCGCUUUGCAUGGGAAAUCGACAAAGUCUUUUGGGACCUUUGGUUCCUCGGGCUACCCCCUCAAUCGAAGCCUGCGUGGCCAUGGUCACGACCCCCAAUACCUAAGUUUGCAGAGUCACGUUCGAGAGUGUUUUUCAGCCUCAGACAGGAUCAUGAUCGAGAUGGUGGUCUGGACAUUAAUCGGGCGUCUGUACCGGAGGAGGGAGAAGACCAAGAGGCACCAUCUCAAACUGAGUCCACCUUGAUUCAAGUCAUGGAGUGGAAUGGUAUGCACUACCCUUUACCUGCUCCAGUCCCAUCGCUCCGUGCCCGAAGAAACGCUUGGAAGUCACUGUACCCAGGAGUGACCCCCCCUGAUCCAGACUUACCAUUCACGCUGGUUUUGCCGUCCGAAUUCGAUUUUUGGACAUUCGUCUGGGGACACGAUGGCCGUGACUUCAACAAGAUCCGAGAGCGCCUCUUGCGAGAGCGUGUCGAAGUUGCCUGGAGAUAUGACGAAAGGGUAGAGGGCAGCGAGGUGCAUGUUGAGUGUCCCAUCAAUACUGGGAAACUGCCCGAAGCAGCCCAUGCUCUGGUGGUCGGGCCUGUUGUUCCUCAAGCUGUGGCUCGCGGUGAACUCUUGUCAAACAGUUGCAACGCCAUCAAUUCGGAAGGCGUCGGUAGGGUCUGGGCCGACAUAAGAACUUGA